This is a messenger RNA of Pangasianodon hypophthalmus (striped catfish), 4406 nucleotides long. RefSeq names its product atlastin GTPase 1 (gene atl1). The transcript is spliced from 14 exons. The record is from RefSeq and is a predicted model, not a curated record. Gene Ontology annotation, molecular function: GTP binding; GTPase activity. NCBI's taxonomy places the organism in Eukaryota, Metazoa, Chordata, Actinopteri, Siluriformes, Pangasiidae. Gene Ontology annotation, biological process: protein homooligomerization; endoplasmic reticulum organization. The coding region runs from base 82 to 1824 and encodes 580 amino acids.
CUGAAUGCUGAAAGUGUUCCUCUCAGCUGAGAAUGAGGCGUAGGGAGCAUCGCAGCGUUGCCAUUCCCGUUUCCUGUCUGGAUGAUUGUUGAUGAAGAGCGCGCAGUGAAAGCCAGCGGGCUGGAAAGCGACACUCCAUGCACCAUGGUCCGGGAUAAAAAGGAUAGAGACAGCUGGGGGUCUUUUGUGGACAAGCAUGUAUUUGAGUGGAGCUCUGAGGAUGAGGAGCCAGACGGUAAGGCUCGGCCAGUGCAGGUUCUGGUGGUGAAGGAUGAUCACACGUUCGAGCUGGACGAGGCAGCGCUGAGUCGGAUCCUGCUGGCCAAAGACCUCAGAGACAGAGAGAUAGUCGCAAUAUCUGUUGCUGGAGCUUUCCGGAAGGGGAAGUCCUUCCUCAUGGACUUCAUGCUACGCUACAUGUACAGCCAGGCGAGUGAAGACUGGGUAGGGGAUCCUGAUGAGCCUUUGACAGGUUUCUCAUGGAGAGGAGGCUCUGAGAGAGAGACCACCGGCAUCCAAAUCUGGAGUGAGGUCUUCCUGGUGGACAAACCAGAUGGAAACAAGGUGGCAGUGCUGCUGAUGGAUACACAGGGAACGUUUGACAGCCAGUCCACGCUGAGAGACUCAGCUACUGUAUUCGCCCUCAGUACCAUGAUCAGCUCCAUGCAGGUGUAUAACAUAUCACAGAAUGUUCAGGAGGAUGACUUGCAGCACCUGCAGCUCUUUACAGAAUAUGGUAGACUUGCCAUGGAGGAAACGUUUCUCAAACCGUUCCAGUCAAUGAUUUUCCUGGUGAGAGAUUGGAGUUUUCCAUAUGAGUUUCCCUAUGGACAAGAGGGAGGGAUGAAGUUCCUGGAGAAAAGACUAAAGAUUUCAGAGAACCAGCAUGAGGAGCUGCAGAACGUGAGGAAGCACAUUCACUCCUGCUUUACCAACAUCUCCUGCUUCCUCAUGCCUCAUCCUGGCCUCAAGGUCGCCACCAACCCCCACUUUGAUGGCAGACUCAAGGAGAUUGAUUCAGAGUUCAUCGGUAACCUGAAGGUGCUGGUGCCAUGGUUACUCAGCCCCAAAAACCUGGAUGUCAAAGAAAUCAAUGGCAGCAAGAUUACCUGCAGAGGCCUGCUGGAGUAUUUUAAGGCAUAUAUAAAGAUUUACCAGGGAGAAGAGUUGCCACACCCCAAGUCCAUGCUACAGGCCACUGCAGAGGCGAAUAACCUGGCAGCUGUAGCUGCAGCUAAAGACCUGUACAACCGAAAGAUGGAAGAGGUGAGUGGGGGUGACCGGCCAUUUCUAGCCCCGAGUGAGCUGCAGGCUCGUCAUGCAGUGAUCCGUGAUGAAGCCCUAGCUGUGUUCCGUGGUGUGAAGAAGAUGGGUGGCGAGGAGUUCAGUCGCCGCUACCUGCUGCAGCUGGAGGCAGAGAUCGACGAGCUCUUUGUGCAGUACAUCAAGCACAAUGACUCCAAGAACAUCUUCCAUGCAGCACGGACACCCGCCACGCUCUUUGUGGUCAUCUUCAUUAUGUAUGUGGCGGCGGGCAUCACAGGCUUCGUGGGCGUGGAUGUGAUCGCCAGCGUGUGCAACAUGGUUCUGGGUUUCGCUCUCAUCACGCUCUGCACCUGGGCCUACAUCCGCUACUCCGGCGAGUACAGAGAGCUCGGCGCCCUCAUAGACCAGGUGGCUGGAGCGCUGUGGGACCAGGGAAGCACUAAUGAGGCUCUGUAUAAGUUGUAUAAUGUGGCUGCCAAUCAUAGGCAGCUGUACAACCACGCCUUCCCCAGACACCAGACUGAGCAGCACCCCGAACAGGACAAGAAGAGAAACUGAGAACACACACUCUCUCACACACACACACACACACACACACACACACACACGCAGGCCCAGAUGUACACCCACUCUGUCAAAGAGAUGCUCCAGCCAUAGCACACUUGAGCUUUUUGGAUCAUGCACGUGACAUCAUGGACAGAGAGAAAGAGAAAUCAAGAGAAAUAGAAAAUGCAAAAAAUUCGCAUUAAUGCUGUAUAAGGAACAAAGGUCAGAUUCAGUUGCCAUGGCAUGGCAUGCCACUAAUAGCUCACAGAAAUCCAGUAUAAUAGAUAAUAACUCCUGGAAAUCCAGUAAUGUAGAUUGGAAUCCCAAGAUCUAGGUCCAACUCAGCCUGGAUUUUCCACCAACAAGAUGUUGGAACUGAUUCAGGGAACCAGUGAACAAUCCACUCGCCUUUCCACCGGGUUAAGAGCCAAACCAUUACAUAAUCAGAGCAUAUCUUACCAUCCAAAGUAAUAUUCAUAAUAUGUGGAAUUAGUAUUGUAAGGUUCUAUCUCCAAUUCAUUCAAACACCAGAUAGAACCUUAUAGUAGUAAAGUCAUAAAUUGUUAUACCUUGUCAUGCACAAAGAUUAUAUACAAAAUGCCAGAUACAUGUGUGGCACUUAUUAGCAUUAACAUUAAUAAAGUUGCUCCCAUUCAGUUUGUUGCAUGCUCGCUUGUUUGUCAGACAUUUUAAAUUUUUUUUUAACGAAAAUAAUUUGACACCGUUCACGUUUUAUUGUAAUGGUGGCUACAAGAGUAAAAAGAAUGAGUGGCUGAAGUUGUUGUCAUGCUGAUAAAAUAAUGUCAGACCAGCCACAUUUUGUUUUUAGAGGCGAAAUCAUUUUUCCAUCCAAGGAUCGCCUCUUUUGCGGUGAAAACGCAGUGUUCCCAGAUUAGGCCCUGGCACCUUGUUGUUGGAAGAGGGCUAUGAUAUGACUACUGCUCCAUCGAAGCAGAAAUGCAAACUGCGCAUGUGGAUAGUCUCAUGUAACGUCUAGUGUUGUAUUGUUUUAUGUUGUCCAAGAUAGUUUAAAUCACGUGGUUUAGAAAAAUGUGAACUUGCCAAGAUUUCUCAGUGACUGGAUUAGGAAAUUCUAGACACCUAGAAUAUUGCCUAAUGUCUCCUGGAUAUGAGGUUAAAGGUGCAGGGGGAAAGAAGAUUUUCUUUUCUAACCACAUCCACAUUGAUUCAAUCUGAUUUUACUGUGCUAAAGCUGAGGCCACAAAGUUUUGCAUGGUGUUCUUGAACCAUCUUUUGGGAAUGAUUGAACAUUUUCCCUCAAGUCUAGUUUUUCUCUAGUUCUCAUUCUUAGAAGCUAUGUCUCUUCCCAUAUUACACCUUAGCAGUGUCUGACUGAUGGUGUGAAUUUUACGCACUUUGGGCUAGAGGCUUUAUUCUGGCCUGGAUCACAAUGAUUUAAAUUACUAUUUUGCUUAUAAUUUGAGAAAUAGAUCCAACCAAGUUCAUCAAAAAUAUCACAGGCUGGUGCAAAAAUAUAACUGUGGGAGUGAGCAAGAUUUGUCAAGAUUUCCCUUGGGGCAGGCAAGAUUGGUCAAGAAUUCCUUUAGGAGCCAGAAGGACUGGUCAAAUUUUCUGAGGGAGUGGGCAGAAUUGGUCAAGAAUUUCUUUAGGAAUGGGAAGGAGUGGUCAAACCUUCUAAGAAAGUGAUCAGAAUUGGUCAGACUUUCCGAGGGAGUGGGGCGGAUUUGUCAAGAAUUCUUUCGGGAGUAGGCAGGAUUGGUCAAGAAUUCCUUCAGGAGUGAUUGGCCAAAAUUUCUGAGGGAGUAGACAGGGUUGAUCAAAUUUGAGGGGACUGGCAGGAUUAGUCAAACUUUCUGACGUAGUGAGCAGGAUUAGUCAAAGUUUCUGAAGAAGCAGACAGGAUUCAUCAAAAUUGAAACAGUCCAACUUAGUAUAAAUAAUGUACUGAAUUUGGAUACUAAGGUAACUACAGUUGACUAACUACAAAAGUUCAUUAUUGCUACCAAAAGAAAAUGCCAUACCAGUCCCAGAUAAAAUGCCUUAGAUAUAUAUACAUCCUCCUCCAUAAAAGCCGCAAAUCUUUAGGCAGAUUUCAUCCUCUUUUGAUUUUCUAACUCAAUGUAAAUAUAAAUCUUACCCUCUGCACUUUUAAUAUAUAAAAUCUUCAGUGUCCUGGCAAUUAUGGGCAAGCUUUUGUGUGUUGGUAACUGAAUUAUGUUGAGUUGAUGCUGAAAGGUAUAAGGGCGAUAAAGCAUGGUUCACUCAAGUAUGUAAGUGUCGUGCUGAAUGAGCUUAAGCCUGUUCUGUACAUGUGCUGUUCCUGCCUGAAGUGCGGUCAGAUGACUGUAGAUCCACCACAGUAAAGGAUUCCAUUUAUUCACUAUAAAUAAGCAUAAUCUAAUACACUUCUGCUAUUCUUGCUGUACAUACACAAUAUUCACACACGUACACACACAGCACUAAAACGCAGAGAACAAUCUGUGCUGAUGGCUGUAGAACACUAUCCUGGCUGGGUUACACUCAUACUGUUUUAUUUUGUAACAAGUGUCUUGUUUUAUGUUGAAUCCAGUGCUAUUUAUAAAGAAUUAAAUAUUACAUGUUUAAAAACUAAA